Molecule: messenger RNA, 1226 nt
Organism: Aureobasidium subglaciale EXF-2481
Lineage: Eukaryota; Fungi; Ascomycota; Dothideomycetes; Dothideales; Saccotheciaceae
Exons: 1
Coding region: 305-1060 (251 amino acids)
Source: RefSeq, a predicted model, not a curated record
CGUGUCAACUGUAAUUGAGAGGAGCCGCAUCCUCUCAGUCGCAAUCUCAACUAAAUCUCAUCAUGUCUUCCUUACUUCCACGUCUGUAGGUCUGGGCAAGGGCUUGACUCCUGCGUCUGCUUGCGUUACUUUGGUCUCAACUUGUACUGAGGUACCUGUCACGUUCGCCUAGUCUCGUAUCACACACACGUCUUGUCGUAGAUCCCUGGGCAUCUGCAUACCGCUUCCUUCCAUCCCAAAUAACACCGCAUUCUCUUUCCUUCGCGCUCUUCCGUCUGUCUCUGAUCAACUCCUCUAUUCUCUCAUGGAAGUUUCACAUCCAGACAUCUGGCCGUCUCUAGCCACCAUCUUUGAUCUCAUGGUCUCGGCGUGUUUGACGUGUCUGGAGUCAGUCAAACAUGCGGCACGUGCCAUCGGUCCAUCUAUCUGGGUUGCCCUGCACUGGCUCGGACAUAGCCUCUCUGUGGCCGGAAAUGUAUUGCUUGCCGCUAUCCUGAUCCUCCUUCUGUGGAUCUCCGUCAUCUACCUGUGCUGUUUCACUAUCUUCAUGUUCUGUAAACUGGUUCGUCGACAGCAGAAACAUAGAAGCCGUGGUGAGAGGCAGCCACUUCUUCCAGCUCCUUCGAGACGCAGACGUCUGCCUUCCUGGACAUCAUCAAACUCCAGCAGUGAAAGACGUCGACACCACGACCAUCAAGCGCAUAGAGAUCUCUUCCGGGUUGAGAUCAGUCGAAGACGGCAGGAUACGCUGAGACGAGAGCAGCACAGAGCAGUAGAGACUCGCUGUCGAGAGUAUCGUGAGCGCAGACUGCGAGAAGCGAUUCAGCAGUCCACGAGCACUCCUCUAUAUGCACAGCACCAAACUAUCAUCACAUGGUUGCAUGCUUCCACCAGCACGACGGUCAUCCCAAAUCACCCUAAUUAUGGCACACUUCCGAACAGAAAUGUUACCUCUCGUCCAGGACGCGCUGAUCCGCCUCCACCAUAUUCCCAAAACACAAGAGAGCAACCGCCGCCGUAUGCCAAUCAACGAAAUGAUCGACCUCCGGCUUAUGACUGAUGAUUUAACGAACAAGACGAAGAUGGAACGCAUGAAUGGACGUCGUUGCAAAAGAAGGCGCGUCUAUCUGGUCCCGAGCAACAGAAAUGUAUACACCACUAGGCAUGGAUUGCUAGAUCCGGCUUUGCAUAAAUUGCAUGAUUAUUGACUAAGGGUAUCAUAAUGU